AUGACUGUGGAGGAAGUUAGUGAUGGUUGCGCGUGGAGUAGGGAGGAUGAUAUUGCGUUCGAGAGAGCUCUUGCGAGCUACACCGAUGAAUCCGAGGAACGGUGGGAGAAGAUUGCUGCAGAUGUUCCAGGAAAAAGUGUUGAACAGAUUAAACAACAUUACGAGAUUUUAGUUGAAGAUGUUAGUAGGAUCGAAUCGGGAUGUGUGCCACUUCCUGCCUAUGGUUCUCCCGAAGGAUCGAAUGGCCAUGCUGGUGAAGAAGGGGGAAGCAGUAAGAAAGGAGGAAACAGUCAUGCGGGCGAGUCUAACCAGGGAAGUAAAGCAAAGUCAGAUCAAGAACGACGAAAGGGUAUUGCGUGGACAGAGGAAGAGCACAGGUUAUUUCUUCUUGGUUUGGAUAAGUACGGGAAAGGUGAUUGGCGUAGCAUUUCUCGUAACUUUGUGGUAACAAGAACACCCACCCAAGUCGCGAGCCAUGCUCAAAAGUAUUUCAUUCGUCUAAACUCAAUGAACAAAGACAGAAGACGAUCAAGCAUUCACGACAUCACUAGUGUUGGCAACGCAGAUGUCUCAACGCCACAAGGACCAAUCACUGGUCAGAACAACAACAACAACAACAACAACAACAACAACAACAACAACAACGCCGGUUCUGCUGCUGUUGCUGGAGAAGGAAACAAAUCAGCCAAGCAAGCCGCGUCUCAACCACCACCAGGACCUCCUAUGUAUGGAACACCCACCAUAGGUCAACCGGUGGGUGGAGCACUGGUCUCAGCAGUCGGAAUACCAGUGAACCUUCCGGCUCCACCUCGCAUGACUUUUGGAGUCCAUGCUGCUCCAGUCCCUAGCUCAGUGGUUCCUGGUGCACCAAUGAACAUCGGUCAAAUGCCGUACACCAUGCCGCGUACACCAACGGCUCAUAGGUAA
This is a messenger RNA of Thlaspi arvense, 927 nucleotides long. NCBI's taxonomy places the organism in Eukaryota, Viridiplantae, Streptophyta, Magnoliopsida, Brassicales, Brassicaceae. The record is from the annotation of a GenBank genome assembly.